AUGCCUGAUGGUCCUGAUGAUCUCUUCCGGACCCUCGAAAAGAUCGACAUUGGUUUGCGCCGAAAUCCUGCUGCCCUGGUUGGCCACAAACUUGAGGGAUACACUCGACACUUCCAGCAGAACUUUGGCGCCCGGUAUAAGUUUGGUGUCACAGUUCAGUCAAAGGGCUUUGAUGAAGCCCCUGAUGUAAUCCUGAAAGCAUUACAUCGACUGAUCUGGGCAAAAACGGUUACAGUGAAGGCAUCAAAUGCCUUCCUUGAAAAGCUUGACCCAGAAGCUAUUGGCCCAAAGGCGCAUCUUCCCAAAGCGAAUGACUUCAAUGAGCUGCUAGCCUUGGGCUACAUGGAAGGCGACAAGAUCAGGUAUCACGAUGAUGGCGAGAGUGAGCUUGGGCCAGUUGUAGCAGCUCUUUCAUUGGGUUCUCCCUGCACCAUGAAGUUCCGACCUAAAAAGUCUCAGCCAUUCAAGUGGCUGAAGAGGCGUGGAAAGCAUGGGGACGAAGUUUGGCAAGACUUCCUUGAGGUCACCAUGAAGCACGGAGACAUAAUGGUCAUGAUUGGUGAGGAUAUUCAAAAGGUGUAUGAGCACACUGUCGAACCUCAUGGAGUGCGCCGCUUCUCCCUUACAGCUCGGUACAUUGACCCGGGCCGCAUGACCAGCGAGGAAGACAAGCGUGAGGCAGCAAUCAAUGGUGCUAUUCCAGAGCAUGCGAAUGCAUUUGUGUAUGACGGGGGUGACGUGGAGAUUUGA
Thermochaetoides thermophila DSM 1495 is the source of this 750-nucleotide messenger RNA. RefSeq lists its product as uncharacterized. Gene Ontology annotation, biological process: DNA repair. The transcript has 5 exons. The record is from RefSeq and is a predicted model, not a curated record. Lineage: Eukaryota; Fungi; Ascomycota; Sordariomycetes; Sordariales; Chaetomiaceae. The coding region runs from base 1 to 750 and encodes 249 amino acids.